Drosophila virilis is the source of this 1261-nucleotide messenger RNA. Its product is annotated as phenoloxidase-activating factor 2. Lineage: Eukaryota; Metazoa; Arthropoda; Insecta; Diptera; Drosophilidae. The record is from RefSeq and is a predicted model, not a curated record. Gene Ontology annotation, biological process: proteolysis. Gene Ontology annotation, molecular function: serine-type endopeptidase activity.
UGCAAGCUCUGCUCAGUGCUGGUUUUCAAUUCACAUUCAUCGGAUUGUUUCGUUAGCUCUCCGCUUAGAGAUGGGAAAUCCUUUUGUUACCUUUCGGUUUUCCAUAUGCUUUUUUCUGGUCUCUGUUCUUCUGGGUUCUACUAAAGCAGAGUCAGCGCCUGUUUCCAAAGCAAAAUCAUGUGGGUAUAAUAUGGAAUGUACGCCCCGAUACUUAUGUGAUAAGACUAAUACCGUAAUCAAAGAUGGAAGAGCUCUUAUCGAUUUUCGCACAGCCGUAUUCUCAAGAAAGGGCGCUCAGGUCUGUGACUGGUCUGAAGUUUGCUGUGCGCUGGCUGAUAAGAAAUCAGUUCCGGAGGAGGAAUACAUUUCGAGAGGCUGUGGCUAUAGCAAUCCGAAAGGUGUCCGAAUAACCAUAGAAAAUGGUGAUAACAACGAAUCGCAAUUUGGCCAAUUCCCGUGGAUGGUGGCCAUUCUUAAAGAGGAUUGCUCCAGCAGCCAAUGUACAUAUGUAGUUCUGGGCGGUGGCAGCCUCUUGGCGCCAAAUGUGGUCGUGACUGUUGCUCACAUUCUCCACAGAGGCUCGGUUUCUAAUCUCAUGGUGCGGGCUGGCGAAUGGGAUAUGCUAAGCAAAGCUGAAGCUUUGCCUCACGAGGAUCGCAAAGUGGCGACGAAAAUCAUUCACGAGAGCUUUAAUGUGGAAACCGGCUACAAUGACAUAGCUCUACUUCUGCUGAGUGAACCCUUUAAACUGAACGAGCAUAUUGACACCGUCUGCUUGCCGGGCCGGCAGCUCCUCGUCGAUUCGAGCCGCUGUCUCGUCACAGGCUGGGGCAAACGUAAUUUCCAGGAUCCAGACUAUCCACACCUAUUGAAGAAGAUCGAAAUGCCAUUGGUGAAUCAUGCCAAGUGCCAGGCACAGCUGCGCAAUACCCGCCUUGGCCCCUAUUAUGAGCUGCACAGCAGUUUCGUCUGUGCCGGCGGCGAGAAGGACAAGGACGCCUGUUUUGGUGAUGGUGGAGGGCCCCUCAUCUGUCCCAUGAGCAGCCUCUCUACUCGCUAUAAGCUGGUCGGCAUCGUUGUCGGAGGCCUGGACUGUGGCAAUGAGAAUGUGCCCGGUCUCUAUGCGAAUAUUAAUAUGCUGCAACCCUGGAUCGAAGCUAAGCUUAAGCAGUUUACAAUAGCAAUCUAAGCAUAUAUUUUUAAUAACUAAUCAAAAAUGUGCACAAGUUCAACGUUUCACAUGAUAUUCUUUUAAUUUAAA